AUGUUUCUAUCACCGAGAGGAGAGCCGUUGUCCGCACCCGCUAAAAGGGCUGAGAUACAUACGCUGAAUAUCGUCAUCCUUAUUGUCGGCAUAAUCUCUGCUGUAGGUGCGGGAUGGAUUGUUGUCAGCUUCAUACUUUUUAGAUCCGUCAGAACAUUUCGGCAUCAGCUUAUUCUUGGAUUGGCAAUCAGUGACUUCUUGAUGGCGGUUAAUUUCAUGUCUUCAUCUGCGGUCAACAUCUCUGGUCACAUCAUAUCAGAAAAGCCACAGGAGAAGUUCUGCGACUUCAACGGCUUCAUGACCCAAGUUUUCGUCGUCCAAACGGAUUACUGGGUCCUGCUCAUUGCCGUAUGCACCUUCUUCAUUGUAGCCAACUACAAACGCCAAUCACAGUGGGUGCAAGAGCACCGUAUCAUUCUCUGGUGUUUACCAUGGGGAUUUUCCAUCUUAUGGGCUGCUCUAGGAAUGGGCCUCAUCGGGUACGGCGAUAUCGGAGCAUGGUGCUGGUUCACAUCCGACAAAACCCGCCUCCUCGUCAACUUCAUUCCCCGCUGGCUCAUCAUUAUCGCCAUUCUCGCCCUGUACGCCCGCCUGUACCUCCUCAUCCACAAAGCCCACAACCGCUUCCACAGCUUCGACCACCCCUCCGGCUCCAUCGAGCGCACCCUCGAACCCGAAGCCUCCUCCGUCUCCUCCACCGCCCGCAUUGGCAAGCCCGCUACGAUUUUCUCCUCAACUCCCACCCGCGACUCCGAAAGUAGUCCCGAUGCCGACCCACCCCUCCGCCUCAUGACGCACACGCGCGGCCCGAACCCCGUGCUGAAGAAAAUGGCGUACCAGAUGAUGAUGUACCCAAUCGUAUACAUGAUAAUCUGGACAAUUCCAACGGCUGUCCGCAUCUACCAAGCUGUUACGGGAAAGCCGGCGCCGUUCGGUAUCGCGACGGUUGACAAGUCGUGCAUCGUCAUCCAAGGCUUCGCGGAUGCGCUAAUCUACGGCUUCAACGAGGCGUCGAUAAGUGUAUGGCGCGCGAAGUUCUUUCCGCGGAGGCAUGCAAAUAGGGCGAACGGGGGUACUGCGCAUUCGAAUUCUAACCACUCUCGUUUCUGA
Messenger RNA from Mytilinidion resinicola, 1110 nucleotides. RefSeq lists its product as uncharacterized. Gene Ontology annotation, molecular function: G protein-coupled receptor activity. Bases 1 to 1110 code for a protein of 369 amino acids. The transcript is spliced from 5 exons. Gene Ontology annotation, biological process: adenylate cyclase-activating G protein-coupled receptor signaling pathway; cell surface receptor signaling pathway. NCBI's taxonomy places the organism in Eukaryota, Fungi, Ascomycota, Dothideomycetes, Mytilinidiales, Mytilinidiaceae. Gene Ontology annotation, cellular component: plasma membrane. The record is from RefSeq and is a predicted model, not a curated record.